Messenger RNA from Staurois parvus, 1470 nucleotides. NCBI's taxonomy places the organism in Eukaryota, Metazoa, Chordata, Amphibia, Anura, Ranidae. The record is from the annotation of a GenBank genome assembly.
AUGCUGAAAUCAGUCUGGGAGUUCUUAGGCACAUAUAUUCCCUGGAUAGCCUGCAAGGGCUCUGACGGUGAUCAUGUAAAUGGUCCCUCUAUUACGGAGGGGACAGAUGUGAAGGAACAGAGUGAUGCUGAUGAGGGCCAGAUUGUCCUGAUGGUGGUGGCGCCCUGGAAGGAACUGCAGCAGAAAAUAGUGAAAGCUGGAGAUAAGGACCAGGAUGGGCAACUGGACUUUGAGGAGUUUGUGCACUACCUUCGUGACCAUGAGAAGAAGCUCAGAUUGGUUUUUCGCAGUCUGGAUAAAAAGAAUGAUGGUCGCAUAGAUGUACAAGAAAUAAUGCAAUCUCUCCGUGACCUUGGUGUGAACAUCUCCGAACAACAGGCAGAGAAAAUUCUUAAGCGAAUUAGGACGGGCCACCGCUGGGGUCCUGUCACCCACAUGGAUAAAAAUGGUACUAUGACAAUAGACUGGAAUGAGUGGAGGGAUUACCAUCUCUUACAUCCUGCCGAGAAUAUUCCUGAAAUCAUCCUUUACUGGAAACACUCUACCAUCUUUGAUGUUGGAGAGAACCUCAUUGUGCCUGAUGAGUUUACCGUGGAGGAGAAACAAACUGGAAUGUGGUGGAGGCAUCUUGUGGCUGGUGGUGGAGCUGGCGCUGUGUCACGGACAUGUACGGCUCCUCUAGAUCGGCUAAAGGUUCUCAUGCAGGUCCACGCUUCACGCAGCAACACUAUGUCCAUCGCAGGGGGCUUUGCACAUAUGGUUCGUGAAGGAGGCUUCCGCUCACUGUGGCGGGGAAACGGCAUUAAUGUCAUUAAAAUUGCUCCAGAAUCUGCUAUUAAGUUCAUGGCUUAUGAGCAGAUUAAACGUGUCAUUGGGAGUGACCAGGAGACCUUGGGUAUUCGUGAGAGGUUGGUGGCUGGGUCUCUAGCAGGAGUGAUUGCUCAGAGCAGUAUAUACCCCAUGGAGGUUUUGAAAACAAGGAUGGCUCUGAGGAAGACUGGACAAUAUCAAGGGAUGUUAGACUGUGGCAAAAAGAUUUUGCUGAAGGAAGGGGUGUCUGCCUUCUACAAGGGAUAUGUACCCAACAUGCUUGGGAUUAUUCCUUAUGCUGGCAUUGACUUAGCAGUGUAUGAGACUCUGAAGAACGCAUGGCUAAGUCGUUAUGCCACAAGCAGUGCAGACCCUGGUGUCUUUGUAUUACUUGCAUGUGGAACCAUGUCCAGUACAUGUGGGCAGCUCGCCAGCUAUCCCCUAGCUUUGGUCAGGACACGCAUGCAGGCACAGGCUUCCAUUGAAGGAGCUCCACAGGCGACUAUGAGCAGUCUCUUCAAACAUAUCAUACACACAGAAGGACCUAUUGGACUUUACCGGGGCCUGGCCCCUAAUUUCAUGAAGGUGAUCCCUGCCGUCAGCAUCAGCUACGUUGUGUAUGAAAACCUAAAGCUCACGCUGGGUGUGACAUCACGGUGA